GGCUCCAGUGCGUUAUUGUACAAGCACGUUUAAACAUAGCGGAAUAAUUUUAUUCAUUCAUUUAAGAUGGAGAAGCUUAUAUUCUAUAUUUGUACUUUUGCGCUAAUUUCUUUUACUGUUGGCUCGAAGUUGGGAGCUGGCAAUAAAUAUUACAAUACCUGCUUAACUGAAAAUAAUGUAUCUGAUGAUGACAUGCUUACAAUACGAGAUAUAAUAGAGGACAAACACAAACAAGAAAAUCAAGAAAAAAUAAAAAAGAAUGGUUGCGUUAUGCAAUGCUUGUUCCAAAAGGAUGGAGUGAUGGAGGGAUCGGAAUAUGACAGCGAGUUUACCAAAAGAACAAAUGCUCCAUCAGGUUCAGAAUAUUCAAAAAUAUUUGAAGCUCUAGAUAACUGCAUAAAUGAAACAAAGGACCUUACAGAAAAAUGCGAAAAAAGCUUUGCUCUUACGGAAUGUUUCCUAAAAGCUGAAGAUAAAUUAUAUCCUUCUCCUUCUCCUUCUUCUGGAAACCAGGAAGAACAUGACCAUGAAAAUAAAUCUGAAAAAUAGUAAAUGCAAUUAAGAAUAGCUGAUAAAUAAUUAAUAAAUAAAAAUCAGAAGUGUAUACAGUGUAUAGCAUUUCCAAUAAAGAGAUAUAUUCACACGA
Messenger RNA from Temnothorax curvispinosus, 646 nucleotides. RefSeq names its product pheromone-binding protein Gp-9-like. Bases 67 to 549 code for a protein of 160 amino acids. Lineage: Eukaryota; Metazoa; Arthropoda; Insecta; Hymenoptera; Formicidae. Gene Ontology annotation, biological process: social behavior. The record is from RefSeq and is a predicted model, not a curated record. The transcript has 5 exons. Gene Ontology annotation, molecular function: odorant binding.